This is a messenger RNA of Rotaria sordida, 294 nucleotides long. The record is from the annotation of a GenBank genome assembly. Lineage: Eukaryota; Metazoa; Rotifera; Eurotatoria; Philodinida; Philodinidae.
AUGAAUGAUAAGGAAUUUGAAAAAUUUGUUAAAAUUCACGCGUCAGAUUGUUAUUGGAGAAUAUUAGCUGAACGUUCUCGUAUAAAACUUGAAGAUCAAUUACAAGAAAACCAACAACUUCAUGAAUUACUUGAUGAAUUAACUAAAGAAAAUGAACAAUUACAACGUAAAAGUGAACAAUGUGAAUAUUUAACAAAUAUUUUUAAUUCCAUAAUGUCAGAACAUGAUAGUGGUAUUGAACUAAAUAUUAUCGAUGAAUCUCCAGUAUCAAAACGACAAAAAGUCUAUAUUUAA